AUGGCGUCUGCUGUUCUGAAUUGUGCUGUGGAGCUAAACCUCGCAGGACAGGACAGGGAGGCACCUCCCCUAAGGACCGGCGGCCUGGGCUGGAGGCAGCGGGCAGGCCAGCGGUCCCUGCGGUCCCAGGGGCUGCACCGCCACCUGCUGAGCGGCUGCGGCAGUCGUGGGUCCUGCGCUGCGGGGCUCGGCGCGGGACGGGUGCCGCCAGCUGCGGGUGGGAAGGAGCGACGCGACAGGGGUGCGCAGGUGGAGCGGGGGCGGGGCGCUGGCCGGGCGGGUCCCGCCCCGGGGGUGGGGCCGGGCGGGGCGGGCGGGGCGGGGCCGCGCUAUGCAAAUGUCGCCCACGGGCGGCCAAUUGCGGGCGCUCCCCGCGCGGCUUGGAGCGCCCCGUCCCGCCGGCGGCCGCGAGACCAGCGCGAGGGAGCGAGCGGGCACCGCGGUUCGAGCAGGAGCGCAGCGCAGCGCAGGGCCCGGGGCGCCUGGAGCAGCGGCGCGGCCGCCGGGCCCCGGUCCAGCACCCGGGCGAGCACCGCACAGCACAGCGCGGCCGGGCCGAGCCCCGCACCCCGCAGCCCCGCGCAGCGCCCCGCAGCCCCGCGCCCCGCGCCCCGCGCCGGGGUAUGCGCCCUCGGCGCGCCGGCCAGCGGGCGCCCGCAGCCCACCCGGGGGGAGGCGGCCCCGAGCGCCCCUGAACCUUCCCAUGGCCCGGGCUGGGGCCCGGGGCCUCGGCUGCUAACGCGCCCGAACCCCUGA
This is a messenger RNA of Erinaceus europaeus (western European hedgehog), 756 nucleotides long. RefSeq names its product translation initiation factor IF-2. Bases 1 to 756 code for a protein of 251 amino acids. The transcript is spliced from 3 exons. The record is from RefSeq and is a predicted model, not a curated record. NCBI's taxonomy places the organism in Eukaryota, Metazoa, Chordata, Mammalia, Eulipotyphla, Erinaceidae.